Messenger RNA from Poecilia reticulata (guppy), 769 nucleotides. It is a transcript of the gene c1h6orf120, whose product is annotated as chromosome 1 C6orf120 homolog. Lineage: Eukaryota; Metazoa; Chordata; Actinopteri; Cyprinodontiformes; Poeciliidae. The record is from RefSeq and is a predicted model, not a curated record.
UAGGUGGCGGUAGAGAGUCACCUACCGCUGUUCGACAGAGAGGAAGUGAAGAAGCGAACUUGCUGUUAGCUGUGCUAACUGGAAGAUGUUGGCUUGGAAACGACAGCUGUGCUGUCUGGCGGACUGACAGAUGCCUUCACCAUGAUGCUGGGCCACGCCGCGCUGCUCGUCGCCCUCUUCCUGCCGCAGGCCGGAAGCUUCCUGAGCCCCGCCGAGGAUGAUGGCAUCCCCGAGGAGUGGGUUCUGCUCCACGUGGUCCAGGGUCACAUCGGAGCCGGGAACUACAGCUACCUGCGCCUCAACCACGACGGGCGCAUCAUCCUGCACAUGCAGAGCCUCAAAGGCGACGCGGACCUGUACGUGUCUGACAAAACGCUCCACCCGAACUUCGACACCUACAAGCUGCAGUCGGUGACCUGCGGCCACGACGUGGUGGUCGUCCCCGGCGACUUCAAGAGGCCCGUGGGGAUCGGCGUCUACGGCCACCCGUCGUACCUGGAGAGCGAGUUUGAGAUCCGGGUGUUUUACGACCAGGCGGUGCCGCAGGACCCGUUCGAAAAGGGCUCGGACGGACAAAACGAAAAGAAACCCCCCCAGGGAGCGGACAACUUUCAAGAGGAGGAAUCGAUCUUUUGGACUAUACUGAUCGGACUUUUAAAGAUUAUACUUGAAAUUUUGUUUUGAAGUUAGUUGCUGCUACGAUGCUGGGAGACAGAUUGGCAUUUGACUUGGUCAGCGCUGAAAAUAAAUUUUUUAUUUUUCCUUUUGA